GUCAUGUUAAUAUGCUGCACCAGCUCGGAUGCUGUAAAAUGGAAACAGAAGCAUGCACGAAGGGCCGACUCCCAUGCUAAAAUGUGGUUACUUGUUAACAGGAUAGGUGUCUACGAUUCAGCGCACGUUCGUAAUGUGUUAUAUAAAUCGCUCGCUACAUGAAUAUUGCGUUAUUGUAGCGUGCUAUUGUACCGAAUGUCAGACAUUUCUAUACACGGGGCAUGGAUAUGCACGAUCGUUGGAUUCGGAUUUGAACACAUGCAAAAUCCAUCUUCUGGAACGUGGCAAAGUAGAAGAGGGGGGAUCAGUCAGUUUACGUGGGGGAGGAGUUAUUGACCAUCUCGUGGAAGAGAAACGAAGUGAAAGCUUUUAGGAAACAGAGAAACAACAAUGGGAAGCACUGUGGAUCCUGCCGAAAGACGCUCCAUGACGUCACGAUUGUGCCAACGAAUCAAAAACAAGCUCUUAUUCUCAGGGGAUGGAAUGACACCUCCCAACUGGCCCGUCAUCGGCCUCAUGUUCCUUUCACUGUUCGCCAGCGCCUUCACUCUGACUUUCAUCUUCCCCUUCCUCCCAGAGAUGACCCUGGGCUUCGGAUACAGCGAGGAACAGAAGGGGUACUAUGCUGGGUUGGUGGCCUCGUCUGUGUUCGCCGGCCGAGCUGCAGGAAGCUACUUCUGGGGCUGGCUGUCGGACAGGAAGGGCCGGAAGUUGGUGCUACUGUUGACGCUAGGUGGUAGUGGUGUGUUCUCGCUCGUGUUCGGAUUCACGCAGAAUCUCGCCAUGGCCAUAUCCGCCAGAUUCUUCACAGGGCUCUUUAGUGGAAUCCUGGGCACGGCCAAGACCGUCCUGUACGAGGUGUCGGACAACAGUAACCAGGCCGUCGGGAUGUCCAUGAUUAGCCUGGCCUGGGGGGCUGGGAUCAUACUUGGGCCAGCUACUGGGGGGUACCUGGCAUCCCCGGUGGUGAAGUACCCAGCAACAUUCCCACCUGGGUUCUUCACGCGCUUCCCCUACAUCAUCCCCGCCACCGUCACCUUCGUCGUCAACGUUCUUGUCUUCCUCGUGAUCGCUUUCAAGAUGAAAGAGACGCUUCAUUGCAGGGAUAUCGUGACGCACAUUGCUGAAAAGGAGCCUCUUCAAGAUGGCGGCCAGAUUAAAAAUGGAUGUCGAUGUGAUUACCUCAAACGUCACAAAUCUCACAAUGACGUCACCGAGUCAUAUCACCAGCCUGACAUAUCAACAAAUAACGGUUCUUUAGGUACCGAUAUCAAUAAAUUAUCUCACACUAACGAAAACAGGUAUACGGAUAUCACAAAUUGCAACGAGCGUAAGAACAAAGUUCAAAACGACGCCAGUACUGCUCGACUCUAUUCGUCUGUGCCUAAUAUAUCAUGUAUUAGAAAUGGCGACUCUGUGAUUAUGUCCGACGAGAGGCAAUGUACGUGUUUUAUGUAUAAUCAACGGGUGGGUGACACAAGGACACUAACAGGAGGUGAUGUGAAAUGGCGUUCCUCCUCUGCUCAUCAAUUUGAAUCUGACAGCGAGAAGAAGACGUGUCAGAAUUCAGGGAUCUGGGUUGCGGUCCAACAGAGUGCCUUGGUUACAAACAUGAGACAGAAAGAUGUCCGCGAGUCGGUCAUUCUCUUCACGGUUUUCUCCUUCGCCAUCAUCGGCUUUGAAGACGUCUUCAACGUCUGGGCUUCCACUGAAAGACGUUUGGACGGGCUUGGGUUCAGCACGGACAAGAUCGGAACGGUCCUGUCCAUGGUGGGAAUCCCGUUGCUGCUGCUGCUCAUCUUCAUCUUCUCAACUCUAGUGAGACACUUCGGCAUCAAGAAGACAUACAUGAUCUGUUCCUUCGUCAUGGCGGUGUCCGUGACGGCGUGUCCUGUUCUUCAUCUGUUGUCUGACAGACCUAAUGUGCUGUGGCCGGUGAUGCUGCUCAUCCUCAUCCCGGAGAGGCUCUGCGCCAGCUGCUGCUUCUCCGCCACCGCCCUCUUCAUCAACAACUCAGUCACACCCGAAAAUGCUGGUGCCGUUAAUGGCAUCGGCAUGACGUUCACUGCUAUUGCAAGAACCCUGGCGCCUGCUAUGGGUGGAAGUGUCUUUGCCUGGACAGUGAGUGAAGGAUCUGAGAUUGGUCCACCAUUUGACGUCAGUUUCGCUUUCUUUCUGUUUGGGCUGGUGUUCUGGCUGACGAUCCUCAUGUGCUUGGUGCUGCCCGAGAGACUCAACAGACAGAAGAAGAUACCAUCAUAAUGCAUAUCGGGGGUCAAAUAAAAGGUCGCACCUGGAGUGUUCUCUCACCCUCAAACUGCCAUGCCCCUCUUGUGGUGUGUAGAGAGCAGAAAUGCAGUCAGGCAUAAUAAAUAAUAAAUAUCUUAAAAGCCCUGGAAAGCCAUGUUCUGCCCAAACAUAGGUCAGGACACUUUAAAUCAUCCAAGCGAAGGACAGCAGUUUUGAGCAUUCAAUUUUGGGUAGCCCUACCCUGGUACGUACAUAGACUAUGUAUCAGCGUCCAGUGAAUUUUGGCUGAAAUUAUUCCACCUUUAGUCAGAUACAAUUAAGACACAAAUUUCACACUGUAUUUAAGAUCGAUGUAUUACGUAAAACACGUUGUUUCCAAGGCAGCAAUAUUUUAUAUUUUAUAAUUUUAUAAUUAUUGUUUUAAUCUGUAUUCUGUUCCACUGAAAUACAGAUGAUGCAGAUUUCUCGUGCAGUGAACUCUGUAAAAUCAUUUUAUCCACACGUCUGUAUAUAUUAUUUCGAAGAUUAAACAUAUAUUUCGA
Molecule: messenger RNA, 2792 nt
Organism: Haliotis rufescens (red abalone)
Lineage: Eukaryota; Metazoa; Mollusca; Gastropoda; Lepetellida; Haliotidae
Product: probable peptide/nitrate transporter At3g43790
Exons: 13
Coding region: 391-2262 (623 amino acids)
Biological process (GO): transmembrane transport
Molecular function (GO): transmembrane transporter activity
Source: RefSeq, a predicted model, not a curated record